GCGGUUCACGUACUCUUUUAGGAAUUAGGUAAUUUUUAAUUCAUAAACGGUUCGGAGAUCGUAGUUUGGUUAGGGUGAUCUUUCGUCUAAAAUCUUCGGGGAUUCAAGACGUUAAAGCAAGCCCUGAAGAACAGUCAGUAUUUUAACGAAGCGGACCGCUGACCAACUAAAAUGACACGAGCAACGCUACUGUUGUGCUUCACGUUAUUUGUGCUGACGCACGCGGCGCCCGAGCCGAGCAAACGCGGCUGUUGCGCUCCAGGCCCCGAAUGUGACAAUCCAUGCCCGGAUCAACAGGAUUCAGCCCCUGAUCCUCAGGAGCAAGCCCCACCUAUGGCUGGAUACGCUCCUGCUGCUGAGGGCCAACAGUUCAUGCCCGCGCCAGAAGAGCAACAGCAGUUCAUGCCAGCACCAGACCAACAAGCACCACAAAUGGAUCAACCAAUGGAUCAACCAAUGGAUCAACAGCAAAGCGAUUGUUGCCAGCCUGGACCCACAUGCUUCAACUUCUUCGCCCCUCCUCCACCCCCACCUGCAGCAGGUACCUGUUGUCCACCAGGUCCCACAUGCAACAAUCCUUGUGCAAUCCCCCCACCCAUGCCUGAUAUGGGAAUGGCAGGAUGUUGCGACCCGUCCGUCAUGCCAAUGUGCGCAAACCCCUGUCCACCCCAGCAUCCUCCCAGAACUGCCUAUGCACCCUACCCAGGUGAAAUUACAAUGAAACUCAAGCAGCCAUGGAAGUCAGAAUUCACCGAUCACGCAUCUGCUGCUUAUCAGAUUCUAGCGGGAAAUCUCGCCACUGCCAUUAAAACCGCUUUACGUAGAGAAGCCUUUGUCAACAAUAUCUAUUUCAGGGAAGGUUACGUGCCCGGAAACCCUUCAACUCAACCAAUCACAAUUGCACAUUUUAUGGUGGACGGCGGAUCAGAUGAUGCGUCACUUCUUCAACAACAAGUAACUCCUGACGAGUCUCUUGGAGACGGACUUAAAGUUUACAAGGAUUCAUUCAACGCGUACUAGAAAACAAACACGACAACAAGUACACGACUUGCAGGACAAACGACAGAACUACAGACCGUUAUGGUGUGGGACACUACACUGCCUUGUACAUAGAGUCCAAAUCGACUGACACCUUUUCUAGGUUUCAAAGUUUAUUUUGAUGUCGAAAUGUGAAUUUGUUGAUUUUUUGCGCUGAUGGACGCAUGCAUGAUGGAGACAGUUCAUGCUCAAUACAUAUCUAGCAAAAUGAACCGUGUAAAGGCUACAGCAAGUAGUUUAAGACACUUCAGUAUUGACGUGUGAACAAAGGGAUGGAUCUUAAUACGUUGUACAAAAGCAUCUUUACCUUCACAAGUAUAUAUUCUCGAUUAUUCGCGUCUUCGAUGAGAUAGAAACUCAAUUCAGGCGUAGUAAUUGUGAAAAUAAAUCAUUGCUAUAAAUUAAAUAUAAAAAUUCUUAACGAAAAGCGGACAAUGUUUGCGUCGUCGGGGAUUUCCAAUGACUACUUUGAUUUUAUUCUGUUAUGGAAAUGUUAAAUGAUGGAGAACUGUAUUUCAGAUUUGGGCAUGGCUUUGUGGACCAAACAAUUGUUCAAUGCGUGGAGCAUUUUGACCAUCAGACGGUCUCCUUCUGAAGCCAUGACCCAUCUUAAUUAGGUACUUGCUAUUGGAAAUGAUAAUUUGAUACCGAGUCGUGACAAAUUCGUGUAUGAAUAAAGUUUUAGCUUUAA
Stylophora pistillata is the source of this 1729-nucleotide messenger RNA. RefSeq lists its product as uncharacterized. Lineage: Eukaryota; Metazoa; Cnidaria; Anthozoa; Scleractinia; Pocilloporidae. The record is from RefSeq and is a predicted model, not a curated record.